Molecule: messenger RNA, 9182 nt
Organism: Dama dama (fallow deer)
Lineage: Eukaryota; Metazoa; Chordata; Mammalia; Artiodactyla; Cervidae
Gene: TAF1
Product: TATA-box binding protein associated factor 1
Exons: 39
Coding region: 127-5697 (1856 amino acids)
Biological process (GO): RNA polymerase II preinitiation complex assembly; DNA-templated transcription initiation; transcription by RNA polymerase II
Cellular component (GO): transcription factor TFIID complex
Molecular function (GO): histone acetyltransferase activity; RNA polymerase II general transcription initiation factor activity; DNA binding
Source: RefSeq, a predicted model, not a curated record
GCUGGUCGUAUCCAGGAGCUCAGUGAAUUAUUUCUGGGCGAUUGGUUUUUAUUUCCGGGCUAUGGGACAAGGCAAUGCCUAGCGGCCGCCUGUAGCCGCUAAGACAGCUCCGCCGCCGCAGCCAUCAUGUCAGACACGGAUAGCGAUGAAGAUUCUGCUGGAGGCGGCCCAUUUUCUUUAACUGGUUUCCUUUUCGGCAACAUCAAUGGAGCCGGGCAGCUUGAAGGAGAAAGCGUCUUGGACGAUGAGUGUAAGAAGCAUUUGGCAGGCUUGGGGGCUUUGGGGCUGGGCAGCCUGAUAACUGAACUCACAGCAAAUGAAGAAUUGACUGGUACUGAUGCUGCCCUGGUAAAUGAUGAAGGAUGGGUCAGGAGUACAGAAGAUGCUGUAGACUAUUCAGACAUCAACGAGGUAGCAGAAGAUGAAAGCCGAAGAUAUCAGCAGACAAUGGGGAGCUUGCAGCCUCUUUGCCAUGCAGAUUAUGAUGAGGAUGACUAUGAUGCUGAUUGUGAAGACAUUGAUUGCAAGUUGAUGCCUCCUCCACCUCCACCUCCAGGACCAAUGAAAAAGGAUAAGGACCAGGAUGCAAUUGCUGGUGUGUCUGAAGAUGGAGAAGGCAUCAUCUUGCCCUCCAUCAUUGCCCCUUCCUCUUUGGCCUCAGAGAAAGUGGACUUCAGUAGUUCCUCUGACUCAGAAUCUGAGAUGGGACCUCAGGAAGCAACACAGACAGAAUCUGAGGAUGGAAAGCUGACCCUACCAUUGGCUGGGAUUAUGCAGCACGAUGCCACCAAGCUGUUGCCGAGUGUCACAGAACUUUUCCCAGAAUUUCGUCCUGGGAAGGUGUUGCGCUUCCUACGUCUUUUUGGACCAGGAAAGAAUGUCCCAUCUGUUUGGCGCAGUGCUCGGAGAAAGAGGAAGAAGAAACACCGUGAACUGAUACAGGAAGAGCAGAUCCAGGAGACGGAGUGCUCAGUAGAAUCAGAAGUCAACCAGAAAUCUUUGUGGAACUAUGACUAUGCCCCACCACCACCUCCAGAGCAGUGUCUCUCUGAUGAUGAAAUCACAAUGAUGGCACCUGUGGAAUCCAAGUUUUCCCAGUCAACUGGAGAUACAGAUAAAGUGACAGACACCAAACCAAGAGUGGCUGAGUGGCGUUAUGGGCCUGCUCGACUGUGGUAUGAUAUGCUGGGUGUCCCUGAAGAUGGCAGUGGGUUUGACUAUGGCUUCAAACUAAGAAAGAUGGAACAGGAACCUGUGAUGAAAUGUAGAAUGAUGGACGUAAGCAACACGGAAUACGGGAUACCUGAGGAAAGCAGUGGCACUGAUCUUCUGGCCGAUGAAAACUUCCUGAUGGUGACACAACUGCAUUGGGAGGAUGAUAUCAUAUGGGAUGGGGAGGAUGUCAAACACAAAGGGACAAAACCACAGCGUGCUAGCCUGGCAGGCUGGCUUCCUUCCAGCAUGACUAGGAAUGCCAUGGCUUACAAUGUUCAACAAGGUUUUGCAGCAACGCUGGAUGAUGACAAGCCUUGGUACUCCAUUUUUCCCAUUGACAAUGAGGAGCUGGUAUACGGACGUUGGGAGGACAAUAUCAUUUGGGAUGCUCAGGCCAUGCCCCGGUUCUUGGAGCCUCCUAUUUUGACACUUGAUCCCAAUGAUGAGAACCUCAUUUUGGAAAUUCCGGAUGAGAAGGAAGAGGCUACUUCGAACUCUCCCUCCAAGGAGAGUAAGAAGGAAUCAUCUCUGAAAAAGAGUCGAAUUCUGUUAGGGAAAACAGGAGUCAUCAAGGAGGAACCACAGCAGAACAUGUCUCAACCAGAAGUGAAAGAUCCAUGGAAUCUCUCCAACGAUGAAUAUUACUACCCUAAGCAACAAGGUCUUCGAGGCACCUUUGGAGGAAAUAUUAUUCAGCAUUCAAUUCCUGCUGUGGAAUUACGGCAGCCCUUCUUUCCUACACACAUGGGGCCCAUCAAACUCCGGCAGUUCCAUCGCCCACCUCUGAAGAAGUACUCUUUUGGGGCACUAUCUCAGCCAGGUCCGCACUCAGUCCAGCCCUUGCUAAAGCACAUCAAAAAGAAGGCAAAGAUGAGAGAACAAGAGAGGCAAGCUUCAGGUGGUGGAGAGAUGUUUUUCAUGCGCACACCUCAAGACCUCACAGGCAAAGAUGGAGAUCUUAUUCUUGCAGAAUAUAGUGAGGAAAAUGGACCGUUAAUGAUGCAAGUUGGCAUGGCAACCAAGAUAAAAAACUACUAUAAGCGGAAACCCGGAAAAGAUCCUGGAGCCCCAGAUUGUAAAUAUGGAGAAACUGUUUACUGCCAUACAUCUCCUUUUCUAGGCUCACUCCAUCCUGGACAGUUGCUGCAGGCAUUUGAGAACAACCUUUUUCGUGCUCCAAUUUAUCUUCAUAAGAUGCCAGAAACUGACUUCCUUAUCAUUCGCACAAGACAAGGUUACUAUAUUCGGGAAUUAGUGGAUAUUUUUGUGGUUGGCCAGCAGUGCCCUUUGUUUGAAGUUCCUGGGCCCAACUCCAAAAGGGCCAAUACUCAUAUUCGAGACUUUCUCCAGGUUUUUAUUUAUCGCCUGUUCUGGAAGAGUAAAGAUCGCCCACGGCGGAUCCGAAUGGAAGAUAUAAAAAAAGCCUUUCCUUCUCAUUCAGAAAGCAGCAUCCGGAAGAGGCUAAAGCUCUGCGCUGACUUCAAACGCACAGGCAUGGAUUCAAACUGGUGGGUGCUGAAGUCUGAUUUUCGUUUACCAACUGAAGAGGAGAUCAGGGCUAUGGUGUCUCCAGAGCAGUGCUGUGCUUAUUACAGCAUGAUAGCUGCAGAGCAGCGACUGAAGGAUGCUGGCUAUGGUGAGAAGUCCUUUUUUGCUCCAGAAGAGGAAAAUGAGGAAGAUUUCCAGAUGAAGAUUGAUGAUGAGGUUCGCACUGCUCCUUGGAACACCACACGGGCUUUCAUUGCUGCCAUGAAGGGCAAGUGUCUCCUGGAGGUGACUGGGGUGGCAGAUCCCACAGGAUGUGGUGAAGGAUUCUCCUAUGUGAAGAUUCCAAACAAACCAACACAGCAGAAGGAUGAUAAGGAGCCUCAGCCAGUGAAGAAGACAGUGACAGGAACAGAUGCAGACCUCCGUCGCCUUUCACUGAAAAAUGCCAAGCAACUUCUACGUAAAUUUGGUGUGCCUGAGGAAGAGAUUAAGAAGUUGUCCCGCUGGGAAGUGAUCGAUGUAGUACGCACAAUGUCAACAGAACAAGCCCGCUCUGGAGAGGGGCCCAUGAGUAAAUUUGCCCGUGGAUCAAGGUUUUCUGUGGCUGAGCAUCAAGAGCGUUACAAAGAGGAAUGUCAGCGCAUCUUUGACCUGCAGAACAAGGUUUUAUCAUCAACCGAAAUCUUAUCAACUGACACAGACAGCAGCUCAGCUGAAGACAGUGACUUUGAGGAAAUGGGAAAAAACAUAGAGAACAUGUUGCAGAAUAAGAAAACCAGCUCUCAGCUGUCACGUGAACGGGAGGAGCAGGAACGGAAGGAACUACAGAGGAUGCUAUUGGCAGCAGGCUCAGCAGCAUCAGGAAACAAUCACAGAGAUGAUGACACUGCUUCUGUGACAAGCCUUAAUUCUUCUGCCACUGGCCGUUGUCUCAAGAUUUAUCGCACGUUUCGCGAUGAGGAGGGGAAAGAAUAUGUUCGCUGUGAGACGGUCCGAAAGCCAGCUGUCAUUGAUGCCUAUGUGCGCAUACGGACCACAAAAGACGAGGAAUUCAUUCGAAAAUUUGCCCUUUUUGAUGAACAACAUCGAGAAGAGAUGCGAAAAGAACGGCGGAGGAUUCAAGAGCAACUGAGGCGACUUAAGCGAAACCAGGAAAAGGAGAAGCUUAAGGGUCCUCCUGAGAAGAAGCCCAAAAAAAUGAAGGAGCGUCCUGACCUAAAACUGAAAUGUGGGGCUUGUGGUGCCAUUGGGCACAUGAGAACAAACAAAUUCUGCCCUCUUUAUUAUCAAACAAAUGCACCCCCUUCCAACCCUGUUGCCAUGACAGAGGAGCAGGAGGAGGAGUUGGAAAAGACAGUCAUUCAUAAUGAUAAUGAGGAACUUAUCAAGGUUGAAGGGACCAAGAUUGUCCUAGGGAAACAGCUAAUUGAGAGUGCAGAUGAGGUUCGCAGAAAAUCUCUGGUUCUCAAGUUCCCUAAGCAGCAACUUCCUCCCAAGAAGAAACGGCGAGUUGGAACUACUGUUCAUUGUGACUAUUUGAAUAGACCUCAUAAGUCCAUUCACCGGCGCCGCACAGACCCCAUGGUGACAUUGUCAUCCAUUUUGGAGUCUAUCAUCAAUGACAUGAGAGAUCUUCCGAAUACAUACCCUUUCCACACUCCAGUCAAUGCAAAGGUCGUAAAGGACUACUACAAGAUCAUCACCCGGCCGAUGGACUUACAGACACUCCGUGAAAAUGUGCGUAAACGCCUCUACCCAUCUCGGGAAGAGUUCAGGGAACAUUUGGAGCUAAUUGUGAAAAAUAGUGCAACCUACAAUGGGCCAAAGCAUUCACUGACCCAGAUCUCUCAAUCAAUGCUAGAUCUCUGUGAUGAAAAACUUAAAGAGAAAGAAGAUAAAUUGGCUCGUUUAGAGAAAGCUAUCAACCCCUUGCUGGAUGAUGAUGACCAAGUGGCAUUUUCUUUUAUUCUGGACAACAUUGUCACCCAGAAAAUGAUGGCAGUUCCAGAUUCUUGGCCGUUUCAUCACCCAGUUAAUAAGAAGUUUGUUCCAGAUUAUUACAAAGUAAUUGUCAGUCCAAUGGAUUUAGAGACCAUACGUAAAAAUAUCUCCAAGCACAAGUAUCAGAGUCGGGAGAGCUUUCUAGACGAUGUCAACCUUAUUCUGGCCAACAGUGUUAAAUACAAUGGGCCUGAAAGUCAAUAUACUAAGACUGCUCAGGAGAUUGUGAACGUCUGUUACCAGACACUGACUGAGUAUGAUGAGCAUUUGACUCAACUUGAGAAGGAUAUUUGUACAGCUAAAGAAGCAGCUUUGGAGGAAGCAGAAUUAGAAAGCUUGGACCCAAUGACCCCAGGGCCUUACACACCUCAGCCUCCUGAUUUGUAUGAUACCACCACAUCCCUCAGUAUGUCUCGAGAUGCCUCUGUAUUUCAAGAUGAGAGCAAUAUGUCUGUCCUGGAUAUUCCCACUGCCACUCCAGAAAAGCAGGUGACACAGAUGCGCCAGGGCCGAGGUAGGCUGGGCGAGGAAGACUCUGAUGUAGAUAUUGAAGGGUAUGAUGAUGAGGAGGAGGAUGGGAAACCUAAGACACCAGCCCCAGAAUGUGAAGAUGCAGAUGGUGAUCUUGCAGACGAAGAGGAAGGAACUGUGCAACAGCCUCAAGCCAGUGUCCUGUAUGAGGAUUUGCUUAUGUCUGAAGGAGAAGAUGAUGAGGAAGAUGCUGGGAGUGAUGAAGAAGGAGAUAAUCCUUUCUCUGCUAUCCAGCUGAGUGAAAGUGGAAGUGACUCGGAUGUAGGAUCUGGUGGGAUAAGACCCAAACAGCCCCGCAUGCUUCAAGAAAACACAAGAAUGGGCAUGGAAAAUGAAGAAAGCAUGAUGUCCUAUGAGGGAGACGGUGGGGAGGCUUCUCAUGGUUUGGAGGAUAGCAAUAUCAGGUCAUUGGACAAGGGAAUGGCAAACCACUUCAGUAUUCUUGCCUUGAGAAUCCUAUGAACAGUAUGAAAAGGCAAAUAGAUAGGACACUGAGAGAUGAACUCCCAAGGUCGGUAGGUGCCCGAUAUGCUCCUGGAGAUCAGUGGAGAAAUAACGCCAGAAAGAAGGAAGGGAUGGAGCCAAAGCAAAAACAACACCCAGCUAUGGAUGUGACUGGUGAUGGAAGCAAGGUCUGAUGCUGUAAAGAGCAAUAUUGCAUAGGAACCUGGAAUGUUAGGUCCAUGAAUCAAGGCAAAUUGGAAGUGGUCGAACAGGAGAUGGCAAGAGUAAAUGUCAACAUUUUAGGAAUCAGCAAACUAAAAUGGACUGGAAUGGGUGAAUUUAAACCAGGUGACCAUUAUAUCUACUACUGUGGGCAGGAAUCCCUUAGAAGAAAUGGAGUAGCCAUCAUGGUCAACAAAAGAGUCAAAUGCAGUACUUGGAUGCAGUCUCAAAAACAACAGAAUGAUCUCUUUGUUUCCAAGGCAAACCAUUCAAUAUCAUGGUAAUCCAAGUCUAUGCCCUGACCAGGACUGCUGAAAAAGCUGAAGUUGAAUGGUUCUAUGAAGACCUACAAGACCUUUUAGAAUUAAUACCCAAAACAGAUGUCCUUUACAUUAUAGGGGACUGGAAUGCAAAAGUAGGAAGUCAAGAAACACCUGGAGUUACAGGCAAAUUUGGCCUUGGAGUAUGGAAUGAAGCAGGGCAAAGGGUAAUAGAAUUUUGCCAAGAGAACACACUGGUCAUAGCAAACACUGUCUUCCAGCAACACAAGAGAAGACUCUACACAUGGACAUCACCGGACGGUCAACACCAAAAUCAGACUGAUUAUAUUCUUUGCAACCAAAGGUGAAGAAGCUCUAUCCAGUCAGCAAAAACAAGACUGGGAGCUGACUAUGGCUCAGAUCAUGAACUCCUUAUUUCCAAAUUCAGACUUAAAUUGAAGAAAGUAGGGAAUACCACUAGACCAUUCAGGUAUGACCUAAAUCAAAUCCCUUACAAUUAUACAGUGGAAGUGAUAAAUAGAUUUAAGGGACUAUAUGUGAUAGACAGAGUGCCUGAUGAAAUAUGGAUGGAGGUUCGUGACAUUGUAGAGGAGACAGGGAUCAAGACCAUCCCCAAGAAAAAAAAUGCAAAAAAGCAAAAUGGUUGUCUGAGGAGGCCUUACAAAUAUCUGUGAAAAGAAGCGAAGUGAAAAGCAAAGGAAAAAAGGAAAGAUAUACCCAUUUGAAUUCAGCGUUCCAAGGAGAACUCUUGGAGAGAUAAGAAAGCCUUCCUCAGUGAUCAAUGCAAAGAAAUAGAGGAAGACAAUAGAAUGGGAAAGACUAGAGAUCUCUUCAAGAAAAUUGGAGAUACCAAGGGAACAUUUCAUGCAAAGAUGGGCACAAUAAAGGGCACAAAGAAAUAGUAUGGACCUAACAGAAGCAGAAGAUAAUAAGAAGAGGUAGCAAGAAUACACAGAAGAACUGUACAAAAGAGAUCUUCACAACCCAGAUAAUCACGAUGGUGUGAUCACUCACCUAGAGCCAAACAUCCUGAAUGUGAAGUCAAGUGGGCCUUAGGAAGCAUGUCUAUGAACAAAGCUAGUGGAAGUGAUGGAAUUCCAGUUGAGCUAUUUCAAAUCUUAAAAGAUGAUGCUGUGAAAGUGCUGCACUCAAUAUGCCAGCAAAUUUGGAAAACUCAGCAGUGGCCACAGGACUGGAAAAGGUCAGUUUUCAUUCCAAUCCCAAAGAAGGGCAAUGCCAAAGAAUGCUCAAAUUCCUGCACAAUUGCACUCAUCUCACACACCAGUAAAGUAAUGCUCAAAAUUCUCCAAGCCAGGCUUCAAUAGUACAUGAACCAUGAACUUCCUGAUGUUCAAGCUGGAUUUAGAAAAGGCAGAAGAACCAGAGAUCAAAUUUCCAACAUCCACUGGAUCAUAGAAAAAGCAUGAGAGUUCCAGAAAAACAUCUAUUUCUGCUUUAUUGACUAUGCCAAAGCCUUUGGCUGUGUGGAUCACAAUAAACUGGAAAAUUCUGAAAGAGACGGGAAUACCAGACCACCUGACCUGCCUCUUGAGAAAUCUGUAUGCAGGUCAGGAAGCAACAGUUAGAACUGGAUAUGGAACAACAGACUGGUUGCAAAUAGGAGAAGCGGUACGUUACACUCUGCGUAUUUAACUUAUAUGCAGAAUACAUCAUGAGAAAUGCUGGGCUGGAUGAAGUACAAGCUGGAAUCAUGAUUGCCAGGAGAAAUAUCAAUAACCUCAGAUAUGCGGGUGACACCACCCUUAUUGCAGAAAGUGAAGAAGAACUAAAGAGCCUCUUGACGAAAGUGAAAGAGGAGAGUGAAAAAGUUGGCUUAAAACUCAACAUUCAGAAAACUAAGAUCAUGGCAUCCAGUCCGAUCACUUCAUGGCAAAUAGAUGGGGAAACAAGGGAAACAGUUACAGACUUAAUUUGAGGGGGCUUCAAAAUCACUGCAGAUGGUAACUGCAGCCAUGAAAUUAAAAGACACUUGCUCCCUGGAUGAAAAAUUACAACCAACCUAGACAGCAUUUUAAAAAGCAGAGACAUUACUUUGCCAACAAAGGUCCGUCCAGUCAAGGCUAUGGCUUUUCCAGUAGUCAUGUAUGGAUGCGAGAGUUGGACUAUAAAGAAAGCUGGGCGCCGAAGAAUUGAUGCUUUUGAACUGUGGUGUUGGAGAAGACUCUGGAGAGUCCCUUGGACUGCGAAGAGAUCCAACCAGUCCAUCCUAAAGGAAAUCAGUCCUGAAUAUUCAUUGGAAAGACUGAUGUUGAAGUGAAACUCCAGUACUUUGGCCACCUGAUGCGAAGAGCUGACUAAAAAGACCCUGAUGCUGGGAAAGAUUGAAGGCAGGAGGAGAAGGGGACGACAGAGGAUGAGAUGGUUGGAUGGCAUCACCGACGUGAUGGACAUGAGUUUGAGUAGGCUCCGAGAGUUGGUGAUGGACAAGGAGGCCUGGUGUGCUGCAGUCCAUGGGGUCGCAAAGAGUUGGACCAACUGAACGACUGAACUGAACUGAACUGAACUGAAUUAUCAGGUACAUAGUAUUACAAAUUUGCUUUUUGGUUCAUAAUAACUUAAUAUUCAAGGUUUUAAAAAAUAAUAAAUUACCCUUAAUGGUAUGCAUUCAAUCUAUCAUUUUAAAUGUUAUGCAUAAAGUGACAGUUUAUAUUACAUAUAAAUUAUAAAUUCUGAAAGUUGUUUUAAAUAGAUGUGAGACUUUCAAAAUCAUUUCUUUAACAUUUUGCCUGUAUAGGUUUGGAUUUUCCACAUUUGAGGAUCUCGAAGUGCUGUAUUUUUCAGUCAACUCUAUAUUAUAGCUUUUAAAUAGCCAUUCAUCCUGAUUUACAGAAAAGAAAUGUGUGAUUAUAUCCUGUCCUUGUAACUCUGUCACUUAUAUAGUACAAAUAAGACCUUGUAUUAACCAAAAUUUUGACUCAAUUAUCUUUAAAAGUGGUCAAAUAACAGAAUAAGCAGAAUUAAAUCACAUUUUAGUAGGCA